Molecule: messenger RNA, 448 nt
Organism: Herpailurus yagouaroundi (jaguarundi)
Lineage: Eukaryota; Metazoa; Chordata; Mammalia; Carnivora; Felidae
Gene: CCL27
Product: C-C motif chemokine ligand 27
Exons: 3
Coding region: 66-413 (115 amino acids)
Biological process (GO): immune response
Cellular component (GO): extracellular region
Molecular function (GO): chemokine activity
Source: RefSeq, a predicted model, not a curated record
GGUAAAAGGCACCCAGAUAAAAGGUAGGGGAGGAGGAGAAGAGAGAAGUAUCCAAGCUGAGCAGCAUGAAGGGGCCCUCACCCACAAGCAGCCUCCUUCUGCUACUGCUGCUGCUGACCCCAGACCCUGGAGCAGCACUGCUACUGUCACCCAGCAUUACCUGCUGUACUCAGCUCUACCGCCAGCCACUCUCGAACAAGCUACUAAGGAAAGUCAUCCGGGUGGAACUGCAGGAAGCUGAUGGGGACUGUCACCUCCAGGCCUUCGUGCUUCACUUGUCUCGACGCAGUGUCUGCAUCCAUCCUCAGAACCGCAGCCUGGCUCGGUGGUUUGAGCGCCAAGGGAGGAGAUUCCAGGGUAUUCUGCCUAACCUGAAUUUGGAGCUGAUAGGGAAAAUGGACCAGGGGCCCUAAUAGCCAAAAUAAUAAAGCAUCAUUGGAUAAUAGUC